This is a messenger RNA of Diabrotica balteata, 1616 nucleotides long. The record is from the annotation of a GenBank genome assembly. Lineage: Eukaryota; Metazoa; Arthropoda; Insecta; Coleoptera; Chrysomelidae.
UAGAAAUUGACAGAUUUUAUGACAUCAUUCUCGGCUUUCCAUUAAAUAUUGGGAUGUGUAGACGAUAGAUAGAAAAUAUAAAUUAUAGCUUAAAAUAGUAAGCAAAUACAACACACUACACUACUUUUGUACUACUAGUUAUAUUUAAAUAAUGGAAGCGUACGACGUAAUUGUUAACCAACCUGUUGUGAUAGAUAAUGGAACGGGUGUUAUUAAAGCUGGGUUCGCUGGCGGCCAAAUUCCGAAAUGUAGAUUUCCUAAUUAUGUGGGUAGGCCUAAACACACCAGAGUCAUGGCUGGUGCUCUCGAAGGAGACUUGUUCAUCGGUCCUAAAGCUGAAGAACACAGAGGCCUACUUUCCAUUAAGUACCCAAUGGAACAUGGGAUAGUGACUGAUUGGAAUGACAUGGAAAAGAUUUGGAGUUAUAUUUAUAGCAAAGAUCAACUUUCAACAUUCUCAGAGGAACAUCCUGUACUACUUACUGAAGCUCCUCUGAAUCCUAGGCCAAAUAGAGAAAAAGCUGCAGAAAUUAUGUUUGAAACAUUUAAUGUUCCAGCUUUAUUUAUUUCCAUGCAAGCUGUUCUUAGUUUAUAUUCUACUGGUAGGACUACUGGUGUAGUUCUGGACUCAGGAGACGGUGUCACUCAUUCAGUGCCUAUAUAUGAAGGAUUUGCUCUACCUCACAGUAUCAUGAGAUCUGAUAUUGCAGGAAGGGAUAUUUCUAGAUAUUUAAGAUUGCUUCUAAGAAAAGAAGGCAUCAUUUUCCGUACUACUGCUGAGUUUGAAUCAGUUAGAACCUUAAAAGAAAAAGCUUGUUAUUUAUCGAACAAUCCAAUAAAAGAAGAAUCAGUUGAGACAGAGCAAAUUAAUUAUACCCUUCCAGAUGGUACAGGAAUCAAAGUAGGACCUGCAAGGUUUAGAGCCCCUGAGAUUCUUUUCAAACCUGACAUGAUAGGUGAAGAGUGUGAAGGUAUCCAUGAAGUAUUGUUGUUCUCCAUACAGAAGUCUGAUUUAGACCUUAGGAAAGUAUUGUUUAAGAACAUUGUGUUGUCAGGUGGCUCUACUUUGUUCAAAGGAUUUGGAGAUAGAUUGCUUUCAGAAAUCAAGAAGAUGUCACCUAAGGAAACACAAAUUAAGAUAUCAGCUCCUCAGGAAAGGUUAUAUUCCACAUGGAUAGGUGGCUCUAUUUUGGCUUCUUUAGAUACUUUCAAAAAGAUGUGGGUCUCGAAACGGGAGUUUGACGAGGAAGGACAAAGAGCUAUACAUCGAAAAACAUUUUAGUUCUAUUAGACUUUCAAUUGUGAUUAAUACUUGUUUUUUUUUAACUUAUUUUCCACCCAUUUAUGUGCAGGGUGACCAUCAGUGAUAAUAAGAGAGUCAAUCUGAAGUAACAGAGGGGUUGUGAACAUUAUCUAGUUGAUGGUCCCCUCUAGGAAUUGAAUUACGCUCUAAAUUAUAUAGAACUUUAAUUAUUUUUAAUAUUCUUAAGUCUAUUUUUAAUUGUGUUGUCUGUGUAACUUUUUUUAUAUGAAUUAUAUAUAUUUAAACUCAGCACAAUAAUAUGCAGCUUUUAUCAGCUUCUUUUUUAAAAAAUAUAUAAUAUAGUUUAAUCAGU